This is a messenger RNA of Solanum dulcamara, 2263 nucleotides long. Its product is annotated as BTB/POZ domain-containing protein At2g04740. The record is from RefSeq and is a predicted model, not a curated record. Gene Ontology annotation, molecular function: protein binding. Lineage: Eukaryota; Viridiplantae; Streptophyta; Magnoliopsida; Solanales; Solanaceae. The transcript has 5 exons. Gene Ontology annotation, cellular component: cytoplasm; ubiquitin ligase complex. Bases 431 to 2164 code for a protein of 577 amino acids.
UAAAAUCAACAUAAUGAAUUGUUAUGUUGUAUGAAGAAACAAGAUGAGAGAGAUAAAGAAAUUGGACAAGUUUAUUAAAAUCAACAUAAUGGAUUGUUAUGUUGUAUGAAGAAACAAGACGAGAGAGAGAAAGAAAUUGACACCUUAUGAACGAAUCCGUAAAACCUAAGCCCAUGAUUAGGAAAAAGCAGGCCCAAGAAAGGCAAAGGGUGAUAAUGCCUCCAGAUUUUGUCACUGUUUUCCUUGUCAAUCCUUCAGUUCUGCAACACAAACUUCCUUCAUUUUCUUCCAUAGUAAUCCACUCCUCAAUCUUUGGAGCUAACGAAUGUCUUCAUGAUUUCAAGCUAAACCCCUCAAUUCAAAUACCCAAUUCACCCUAAAACUCCUUCACACAUACCAAACAAACUUCUUUUCUCCCAAUUCAAUUCCCAUGUCUGACCUCGAUGACAUUUUCUUAGAUGCAGACGAUUUCAAGUCAUGUUUACCCUUAAAGAAAGUCCCAUACGGAGACGUUUUCGAAGCUUCAAGAGCUGGAGACGUCGACCGUCUCAAAUACCUUUUGGAGUCUGGUGUUAACGUUAAUGCGAGGGACCAAUGGGAUUCAGUCGCCCUUUAUUAUGCUUGUCUUGCCGGUCAUCUUGAUGCUGCCCGAAUGUUACUGGAGAGUGCUGCUAUAUGUUCUGAGCAUACUUUUGAUGGUGAUCGUUGCCAUUACGCUGCCCUUAAUCUUAAGGUUAGGAAGCUCCUUAAGGCCUUUGAAGCUCGGCCUCCUCCGCUUGGACCUUUGCAAGGUGCUUUAAGAGAUACUUUCUUGGCUUGUUGGGCUAAUAGGAAAUUUUUCGAACAAUCUGAAGGUCAAGUGCCUAUUUCGGGUAAUUCAGAAAAUGGAGGAUUCAGCCCCAGUGACUUUCCUCCGGAUGUUGUAUUCUACGUGCAGGGUAGGCCUAUUGAGGCUCACAGAGUAAUCUUGACUGCACGGUCGCCUUUCUUCGAAAAGAAAUUUCAGACUGAGUGGAAGGAUAGAAAGGAAGUUCGAUUCUCUAGGGAAAAGCUAUCUUAUAUUGCUCUUUAUAGCCUCAUCCACUUCUUUUAUUCCGACAGGCUUGAUAUAGCAGUCGAUGACAUGGAAGAUCUUGUCAGAAUUUGCAAAGUUUGCAAAUGUCAGUCACUACAAAAAGUCCUUGAGAAAGAGUUGAUUCAUCAAAAAUAUGCCGAGUACAAAGCACUAAGGGACGUAGAUAACUCCCAAAAACGGUUCAUCUUGCAGGGAAUUUCUCUCCCAGAAGAAGACCGUCUUCCAAAUGCUUUGCAUAAAAUCCUUCAAAUUGCUCUUGUGAAUUCCAACAGAGAUCAGAACUUAAAUCUCGAUGUUGAUGGUCUUAUAUGUCUUGUCAGUUCAAUGCAGAUUAGUGAGUUUGAAGAUGAUCUUGCAGAUGUUUGUGUUAGAGUUGAUAAGAAGAUCUUUCGUUGCCAUCAAGUGGUCUUAGCAUCAAGGUCUGAAUAUUUUAAAGCGAGGUUGUCACGCAUGAAGCAUUUUCUGGAAGGGAGAGAUUGUUUACCUGAUAAUGCACUUCCAUGCAUUGAAGAACAUGAUUUGACCGUUGGAGCUUUUAAGAAAAUGAUAGAGUAUAUGUAUACUGAUGGGUUGAGGGACAUUGACCCUGAUCAAGCUGAAGAAAUGUUUGAUGCCGCUUCAAGGUACCUGUUGUUUCCCCUUAAACGGGUUGUAGCAGAUGCACUGCUGCCACAUUUGGAAAUGGUUUCUCCUGCUGAGUUGUGCCAUUGGCUGGUAUUGUCAGACAUGUAUGGUGUUGUUAAGAUUCGGGAGUAUUGCCUAGACGCAAUGGCAUGCAACUUUGAGACAUUCGCGGAUACUCAAGAGUUUAGGGCAAUGCUUUUGACCCUCCCACCACCAUCUGGCGAUUCCUCACUUCGUACUACUGCCCCAAGUGCUCCAGGAGCUGAGAUGAGCAGCAUAGCUGAAGGAAACGUUUUGGACGAUCUGCGAGAGAAAUGGCUUGAAGCUGAAGCUGCCGAACUUGAUGAGAGAGAUGAGAGUGCAUUACUUUUUGACAAGCGCCUUGAGAUGCUCAUGCAAAUUGCAGAACGAGAAAAAACUAAUGGGCUUGAAUGUAAUGCAAGUAGUGAACAAGAACUUGUAUGAGUUACAUUUCUUUUAUUUUUUGAAUCUUAUAAAUGUGUUGUUUGUUCAUGUAGCAAAGGGAAUCCCACAGAGGAAAAUAAAAAUAAUCUUAUAUGUGAA